This is a messenger RNA of Moneuplotes crassus, 462 nucleotides long. The record is from the annotation of a GenBank genome assembly. NCBI's taxonomy places the organism in Eukaryota, Ciliophora, Spirotrichea, Euplotida, Euplotidae.
AAAAUAUCAUGGGCUGACAAGGGAGUACAGCUAAGCCCAAAAGAGGUAACAAAUUGAAUAGGCCGCCGAAUAGAAGACGUGCUGGUGGAGGCAAACGCUCUUGGGUGAGCAAACCCAAGGCUAAUGAAAAUCCAGGUAAUCAUGGAGGAACAGGAUAUGCCGAAGAUCACUAUGGAGGAGGAAAUUCUGGAGGCGGCCAUUCUAGAGGAAGGCAUGAUGGUGGUGAUACGAAUGGCAAACUUGUUUAUAAUAAUGGUGGAGGCUGCGGUGGGGUGAUUAACCACCCUCUUACUUCCUCACUAUCUUACUUUGAAUCUCAAAUGCUCAUUAGUUUCUUUGUUAUCAAGGAUAUGUACAUGAUUCACCUCCUUUUGCCGCACUCACCUUUAAAGGAACACCUUUACCAAUUCAUGGCUAUCCUGUAAACUGAAACUGAUGUUUUUGUCGAUUCAAUAAAUUAAA